Messenger RNA from Pocillopora meandrina, 13313 nucleotides. Lineage: Eukaryota; Metazoa; Cnidaria; Anthozoa; Scleractinia; Pocilloporidae. The record is from the annotation of a GenBank genome assembly.
AUGUUGGGAGGACUGCUUAUCCUCUGUCUUUCAUUCCUCGCUGCCUCAGCAGAAACUGGAAAGCACUGGGCUCUGAUUGUAGCUGGAUCCAACGGAUGGUACAAUUACAGGCACCAGGUAAUCAUCAUAAUCGGCAAGCAAACAUCAUAUGAGCUGCAAGGUCCCAUCCUAUUAUUUCGGCCUAAGAACAAAUGCGCAAAUAACGAUCAGAGUAGGACGCUUUUCAGUCUCUCCCGGCAUGAUGCAAGUAACAGAAAAUUAAAAUUACUGAAUUUAUCAACAUACUUAUGCCUCAUACUCACAAAAUGAAAGUCACGAGACAUGAAGCAUGUGGACACGCACUUCCGCUUUUGAACGGAAGAUAUUUGGGAGUUAGGUUGUAAAGGUAACUGUAUAACCACAGACUGUUUAAGAGAUAUUUUAUUUUUUUUCUUUUCCACUGUUUUCUUUUAUUGGGAGAACUGCAUGCGUAACAAGGUUUUCUGUAAGGUGUUAAGUAGCCGGAGCUUUUUUAAGGUAAACGGCUGACACGGGGUCUCGAAAUCCAAUACGGGGGGACAAAACGUCAUAUCGUUAGUGCUUUCCUGCCACCGCAGCAAGAUUUGUCAAAAAGACAGCCCCCAUCAGAACGUAUUUAAACUAAACUUGAGUCAGAAGUCUUUUUAUGUUUUCAGAAAAGAUAGGCAGUGCAAAUUUAUAUUUUUGUUGAGCCCAAGUUUAGACCUGAUAAACAUCAUCUCUGUACGGGCUCUCGAAGCAAUGAAAGUAGCCGGCGAAACCUUGCAGAGAAGCCGGUGUACUUCGCCGGCUGCCGGCUCUUAUCUACAACCCUGGUGUAAUACAGCAUGGGGUUACAUGCUGUUCUUGGCGGAAAUGUAGCUGAAAUCUUUUGCUCUUACUCGCAUUAUCAUGUAAAUGUCUUGGUCGGUCCAUUGGGCAAAAAAAGAAGUCGAGAAAGAGGAAACGAUAUUGCUGCUAACUGUUUUUAUAAUCCUAAUGUCUCUAAAUUAAAUGUACAUCCAAGAAAAUUCGUUUUUUAAUGAUCACUCUAACAUUUAAGUCUUUUUUAUCUACCUGUGAAUUAAUUAAGAAUAUCAAUUUAGUUACCCACAUGUCCUUGAAUUUUGCUUUUUAUGCAGUUCUUCUGGAUUUGGCUUUUUGCUUAGCGAAUUGGAGGUCAACUUGAUUGACUUGCAUAAAUUAUUAUUCCUUCACCAUUUUCUGAUAAAUGUUUCACCUCUUUUAUUUCACCUUGGUUGUCUGAAAAAUGAGUGACUCUUUGAGAUUUCCUGUGAGCCAUUUUGACUGGUUCAAAGACAAGCAAGGUGUUUGGUAGGAUAACUGGUCAUCUAAUUAACAAAUAGAGAAGCCUUUACUGUGCUCUGUUCUGUUGUAAAGCACACAGGAAGUGGCUAGAGCACAAAAGAAGUGUAGGGGGAAACACGAGACGUAGUCAAGUGUUUCCUCCCUACUUCUUGAGUAGACAAACACCGUCAUGAUUAGUAUGAAUUUUAACAGUUAUGCUAGGUUAUAUUUUUCAUCAUUCCCGUUUUUUUCUGUUUUGUUUUUGAACACGAAACUUUAUAUACUAUACAAGUGUUAGCUGUAUUUGAUUUUUAUUACUGCACGUAAACUUGAAAUCUAACUGAGCGUGAAAACCUUUAAAACUUGGACUUUCUGUUUUGUUUUAUCUUUGACAAUUUUUGUCUCUGCUCAUGUUACAGUAACAUAAAUUACUGCACCUGACAUUUUUGCAAACCUUUUCUCACUUGUUGCAAAAUUUCCCUUUCAAUUAGCAAAAUUUUACUUUCAAUUAACAAAAGAAAAGCUCAAAAGAAGUCCUGGAAAAGGUCGGACAUGUACAAUUUGGCAGAUGGCAUGACAGCUUUAGUUCAGUUCUAUGAUCUAUACUCUCAUAGAGCACGCUCUUUUAACCAAUGACAGCACACAUUAUAUCUGAACUUUAUUAUAACAUUCUAUGAAGUGUCCUUCUUCUGGUAACCAUUAUAACCUCUUGGGAAUGGAAAUUGUGAGAUGCUCUCUUUAAGGAGAACUUCAAAUGAUGUGUUCAUUUUCUUGUAUUUAGGCUGAUACAUGCCAUGCCUACCAGAUACUCCACAAAAAUGGUAUUCCUGAUGAAAACAUUGUGGUCAUGAUGUAUGAUGACAUCGCCCAUAAUCCCUCGUAAGUUCACUCAAUUCCAAUUUAUGUAUCUUAAUUAGAUGGACUUAGGUUCUGCACUAAUGUAAUUUCUCAAAUAUGUGGGAGACAUGUUUAAGAGUUUGCCUUAAGAAGCCCAGGGCUGAGUCAUGGUGUUGUGUUCUUAGAAAGAAACUUUACCGUAAUGCCCCUCUCUCCCCAGGAGUAUAGAAGAGUACCAAUGAGAGAUAUCAGGGAAGCACCCAACAUAGGAGGGGGGGGGGGGACAGAAACUGCAACAGGCUGUCAUUGCAGCCAUGGGGUGUAGGAAUUCUCCUCAUUACUUUAUGAUUAAGAAUCCAACAUAAGCUCUAGCUGGAAAGGCCUCUAGACAAGAUUUUUUCCAAAAAUGUGAUACAUGUUCAUGUACACACACUUGGGGUGUAAAGUGUAACAAAAAUUAUGAAGAUUAUACAGAUAAAGGGUGAGGUUAAGAAGAACAGGGUGAAUACUAAGUAUUGAGUUUUGUGGGACCACUUAAUUAGCCAAUCAUACAUGUACAUCAGAAGCCAAAAAUAUGAAGGACUUAUUACAAUUUUACAAUGUGCCCAUCAUAAUUGUAUGCAUGGAAAUUAAGAAAGUUGGCGUAAUCAGGAUGUUAGAUAACCGUGUAGUCUAUUCUGUGUACCACUAAUGGCACAUGACAUUACAUGGAUCAAAUUAACUGGUUUCAGCAAAGAUUUGUGUUAACUCAUGUUGCUCAUUCACUGGCUGAGAUUGUGUAGUUAUCCCUCAAUACAAGAGAAGAAGCUAGGACAAGAAAAUAUUUUUGGUAUUUUGUUCACAAACAUCCCAUUUUUACAAAGGAAUUGAAUUAAUCAAACUAAAGUAGUCUUGUUUAUUAUCAGGAAUCCAACACCUGGCAUCAUUAUAAACAAGGUUAGUUGAUUGAAUUAUAUUAUAUAUCUUUUAUUGUUUCCAAACCAUUAGUACAUGCAUCUUAUAUGAUUAUAAAAAAAUAAUCCUAAACUUUACAGACGGCUAUAAAUUAAUUUAUUUAUAGCAUAGUACUAUAAGAACUGUUGAUGACUUUUGAGCUACAGUGAUUGUUAUUAUAUAUUUAUAUGUAGUGUGCUUGAAGUAGAGUUACAUGUACAUGUCCUAGUAAUUGCUAGUGGACUGAGUGGAGUCCAAUUCAGCAUGUAAUCAUGUGAAUGAUAAAAAAAAAUCGGAUGACCAUGUGGUGGGAGUCCGAUUUGUUAAUCAUGAGACAGUAUAUUUAUAGAGAAUUGGAUCACAAAGUUCUGUGACCUAUUAACCCAAAGUAUUACAAAAUUCAAGAGAGAAACUAGACAUCGUAUGUAUACAUUUUCAUAAAAAAGGUACAACUGCAUGUGCACAUGACUGUUACUGUCCACAUAUUUAGGCAUGAUGUGUUGACAUUGUCCAAUUACAAGCAUGAUGUGUACACAUAUCCUAUAGGUGUCCAAAUUUGGCUGGCGAUAACCAAUUACAUUCAAGAAUUUUGUUAUAAUUUUGAUUAAAUGUAGUACUGUAUCAUAAACUAAAUUACUCUUAUAUUUUUCCUUACUCAGCCAAAGGGAGACGAUGUGUACAAGGGUGUUCCAAAAGACUACACAAAGGAGGUAAAACUUUCUUAAGUCAUAUUCAAUCUUGAGUAAAUAUUGAGUAAAUUUUUCAAAGUGUAGAAUCAUUUUAAAGCUAUUGUUGGUAAUGUUCAAAACUUUUUUGGCACAGUGGUAUUAUGGUCAGGAGAACUUCAUUUCAGAUAAUCUAUUUUUACAUGUGGCUAGAUGUUGUGGGUGGAUGUUGAUUACUUCUCUGGAAAUUCACGGAACUACUUGAGGGCUGACUUUUAGACCCUAAAUUUUUAUUUUAUAUUUUAUCUCAAGUUUAUCUUCCCCCUUUGAGUAUCAUCCAUUAUUCUCUGCCCUUUUGCCCUCACCUGGCCAUUCACCCUUGCCCUUCAGUCCUAACCAUUCAGCCUACCCUCUACCUUCUCAUACCUUAUUCUGAAUCCCUUACCCCCAACACCUCAGCCCUCACUUUUUCACCCAACCCAUCCUUCUAACUCUGCACUCCUCAUCACUCACCCCUCAACCCUCAGCCCACACUGAAACCUCUCCAAAACAUUCUUUGCCCAUCAGCCCGCACUCCUAAACCCUCACUCUACACCCCACCUAUUCUUCACACUCAGCACAAUAUAUUUCCCACUCCUCAGCCCUUACUCUCUAUGCCACCCCUCCCCCUCACUCUACACUUUUCAUUCCUCACCCCACAGCCCUUAGCCCACACUCUCCCCUCCCCCACUUCAUUCUUAUCCCCUCAUUCCUCUAUUCCUCUCCCCCCCCCACUCCUUAGCCUCGAGCCCUCUUCCUUAACCCUCACACCAUAGCCCUCUGCCAUCACUCAUCCAUCCUUCCUUCAGUUCUAACCUUUCCCUCACAGUUCAAAGCCUUCAAUGUUGAUCUCAUUUUAGACAUGGUGUUUGGUCAGGUAGAAAACUGCAUCUACAUGUACAUGUAGUUGAUUAUACCACCAUGACUGAUUGUACAUGUAAUUAAAUCCAACUGUUAUGCGACAGAGAGACCAAGAGUAGACAUGCAUAUAUGUUGUGGUUCAAUUUUAUCCUUAGUUAAUUCAAAUUUUAUUUUCCUUUGUGUAUGAGUAUUGUAAAUAGAAUAACAAGUUUGAAACAAAAGGAAUGAAAAUUUGAACUAAGGAUAAAAUUGAACCACAUCAUAUACAUGCAUGGUUUCAAUGCCUAACUUUGUGUUACAUGUUUUUUGUUUUUUAUUCUGUUUAUAUUGAUCCCAUUGUUUAGGACGUGACGCCAAAUAACUUCUUGAACAUUCUGAAGGGAAAUAAACAAGCCAUGAGUGGGAUUGGUAGUGGAAAAGUGAUUGACAGGUUCAACAUAAAAUGCAACGUAUUAAAUAUUGUAGCUGGUCAUUGCAUGGUCAUGAUGAUCUUCAUUUAUGGAUGGUGACUCUAAAUGUACAUAUAUAAUCAUGUGUCAAGACAAACAAAAAAGUAUUUGUUUAUUACAUAUAGCUAUUAUGAACAACUAGCUACAUCUAACACCUCUUUUUUGACUCAUAGGGUGAGUUAUUUGAACAACAUUAAGCUGUUGUAUAACAAAACCAUGUCCUAAACAAUCCUCAAUUCAGCUGGACCUUUUUAUUAAACUUUUUCUAUGUGAGCAGUGAUAAGAGGGUGAAAAACUAACAGUGAAAGGACAUUUAUUAGUUAGGUAAAUCUACACUCUUACAGAGAAAGCCUAAGGCCCACUGAUUGCAUUAACUGGUGGUUUGGGUUAGACCUCAUGUAAAUAAAAAGCCCCUAUAGCUUGGACUACAUGAAGAUUAAUAACCCAAUCUCAGUAAUUUUUACAGGAAAUUUACUUUUUCUUUUCUUUCCCUCUCAGUGGGCCAAAUGACCAUGUUUUUGUUUAUUUCACUGAUCAUGGAGCUACUGGACUCAUUGCAUUUCCAAGUGACAUGGUGAGUUUGUGAAUCAAGUAAUUACAAGAUCCCAAAUGCAACUCAUCUUGCUUUAUUGCAUUUCCAGGCCUUUCAAUCACCUGCAAACUCCAAGGUUAAAAGCUAAACUUGCAAUUUCGUUUCAUGUUUUGUUUUACUCUUCAUUGCAUAACUCUGCCGUCUGAAAGCAGAGAAAUACUAAUAAAACUGAGUUAUUAUAAUUCUCCAAUCAUAACUCAGAAACACAACCUUGCAUGUUAUUGAAAAGCCCAGUAGAUGCAAGAACCAUGGUGUGUUCCAACGCAACUUUACAAUCAAAAUAAGUGUGUGAUUUUAUUCAUGGAGAAGGGAAAUUCCACAAAGGUUGCACCAGAUCAAGAAGCUAAUACAGUAACUACUGCAACAAUGCUCUGAGACAAAGUGCUACUUGUCUACUGUUUCCUGAACUUGUGGCUGCAUCUCCAUUCUUGCCAGGAUUAUCAGCACAAAUUCAAAAUGUGGCAUAUUGAUUAUAAUCAAAUGAACAACACAAGAAUAAUACCAAGAAUUUCUUCAAUGUUGUAGUGUUUGUGCAACAGGCAUCAAGGACUUCCAUUGUGUAGAACUUGGGUCCUAUAACCCAUCAAGCAGAGAGCAUUAUGUGAUUGGAUGGGUUAAUGAGUUUGCACUGCUUAUGUUGAGGCCUUUGGGGUUAUUUAGGGGCAACUCAAAUGUGCUCCAUGUACACAGGGGUGUAGCCAGACUUUUUUUUAUGAAAGUUUCUCUCUCAAAUUUGUAAUAGUUUUGAUCAAAAGGGGGGUCACACUGUCUCAAUUAGAGGUUACUUUACCAAAUUUUCAUGUCAACCUCCACACUGUGUUUGACUAAAUAAGACAAAAAAAGUUUGAUUUAAAAUAGGGGGGUGGAGGGCACUGUACCUUUAAAUUAUGCAGCAAAAAGUUGUUAUACUUGUUGUUGGAUGCCUGAAAACCUACCCCUCUUAACCCUUCAAUGCCCAAGAUCUCAUUAGUAACAAAAAGUUUGAUUUAAAAUAGGGGGGUGGAGGGCACUGUACCUUUAAAUUAUGCAGCAAAAAGUUGUUAUACUUGUUGUUGGAUGCCUGAAAACCUACCCCUCUUAACCCUUCAAUGCCCAAGAUCUCAUUAGUAAUACCCUUACUGUCUGUCAUACAAUUCUUAUGAUGCUAGCUCAGAAUUUGACACUGGGUCAACAAGAAAAUCCUCAAACCUUUUCUUUAUUCUCAUCACCUGUCUGAUUGAUGUUGUAUUGAUAUUGAAAGGAGAAAUUCUGUCUUGGUCACUUAUGGGAGUUAUAGGGUUAAAGGGGAAAAAAGUACUUUCAAAAUUUUUCCAUAUUUCCUUGUUUUUCUCUUCUCUUCAAUUGGCCAAUGCUAAAAAGGGUCCAAAUGUUUCCAUGAACAGAUUCUGUGGACUGUGAUCUUAGUGAACAAAUUAAUUUUUUUUCUCUUCAGUUGAUGGCACAUGACUUAAUAGCUGCCCUGGAUGAGAUGUAUGAAAACAAGAAAUUCAGCAAGGUAUGACAAAUGAGUAGUCUUAUAAACCAAAGAUUCAGUAGUUUAUAUAAGAUUCAAUGUACUAUUUACAAGUUUAUGACAAUGUUAAUGAUUCACCUUGCAUCCUGUUGUGUAGUCUCAUGUACUGUAAGUUUGGCUUUUCAUGUGUAAUAGUUGUCACUGAAGGUUAGGGCAGGGCAGUGAACAUGUGAUGUUCUAGGGUCACCUUGACAGAGAUGUUAAUGAUACUUACUAGUACUCAAAAAGAUUUGCCAUUUUUAAUCACUUCAAUAUUGGUUGGGUAGUCUGAUUGUCUGAUUGAAAGUAGUCCACAAAAGAACUAUUGUUGGUCGUCAUAACUGAUGUUGCAACAGCAUUAUGGGAAGCCACCAUCAGAGUUAAGUAAGGGGUUAUUUUGUUAGUUGAUUGAUGUUAAGUCAGGUUCAGGAAAAGUGAUCGGUCAGUUUAGCCUUGAUGUCAUUGGCUGUAAGACUGAAAUAGCAGAAGUUGGUAGUGAUUGGUUAGUUUCAAUUCUUUGGUAAUGUUCGGUCAUCAUGUUCAAUUCUUUUGUGAACAUGAUGACAACUACAAUGUAUUCUUACUUGAAGAUUAGACUACACAAUCAAAUAUAUGGUUGGUACGUGCAAAAGUAAGAUCAAAUAAGCCAGCUUGAAAAUAUCUGACAGGAGGUCUGGCAUUUUUUUCCCUCAGUUGGUGUUCUACCUUGAAGCUUGUGAGUCAGGGUCCAUGUUUCACAAGAAGCUCAAGAACAACAUAGACAGUAUGUGUGCCUUCUAUUUCCUAGGCAAAAUGCAUUUUGCAGGAAAAUUUUUUAUCAUAGAGAAAAUUUAAACUAACAAGAAAAUAAAUGAAGUGUUGUUAGCAUGAGGUUCCUGUUGGAGUCAUGGGUGGAAACCUCAUCUUUGAAACACUAUACUUAUUUUCUUUUUAAGAAUUUUAUCCUUCUUCAUUACGUGUUGCACUUUGGAGGGGAGGGGUAGGGUGGGAAUAGUUAUGUGUGAGUUUCAUACCUCUCAAGGCUGAUUCUUAACCCUUUACCUCCCAUGAGUGACCAGGAGAGAAUUUCUCCCCACAAUAUCAAGACAAUGUCAAGCAGACAAGUGAUGAGAAUAAAGAAAAUAUGAAUUAUGGGGUUAUUAGUUAAUCCAAUACCAAAUUCUCCAUUUACAUUAUAAGAAUUGGCAGUAAGUAAGGGGAAAAACCAAUGAGAUCGAGGGGUUAAAGGUUUAAACGGGCUUUUUAAGGGUUUUAUCACUUAUUUUGAUUAACGACUGAUAUAUGUGAUUGUCGGGAUCUUUUUUUUCCAGUCUAUGCAACUACUGCUGCCAAUCCUGAUGAAUCUUCCUAUGCUUGCUACUACGAUAAGAAAAGGCAAACGUACCUUGGGGAUGUGUACUCUGUGAAGUGGAUGGAAAACUCUGAUGCGGUAUGUGACAUGAUUUACUUCUCGUUUAUUUUUGCAGUGCUGAGUUCAAAAGUCGUUCGUUCUUUUAGUAAUGGUAAUUCCGGACCAUGGAUUAGUAGAUGAACUAGUGAACUAGUAUCUGUUUGACUUCAUAUCGAUUUGCAGGUUGAUCUAACUAAGGAGACACUCAUGAAGCAAUUCCAAAUUGUGAAAGAAGAGACGAACACUAGUCAUGUGAUGCAGUAUGGAGACAUGGUAUAUUUAUUUUAUAUGAAAUGAAUACGACCCCCUACCCCGUCAUCUUUCCCUGACUAUUCACCAGUACCUAUUUAUACUCUUGGGUGGAGAGAGGUAUGGUGAGGGUUAAGUGUCUUGUCUAAGAACACAAGACAAUGACCCGUCUACGUCUCGAACCUGUUAAAUAGUAAUACAGUUCAAUCAAUAGGAGCAUUUCCUCUGUAAGAGAGGAAAGAAAUAGAAUCAUAAACUUAGCACAUAGCUUCUCCAGUGUGGAAUUCUCAAGCCCUUCCGGUAAAUGUGCGCUCAUUCUAGCUCUGUUCAGGCUGUAAGUGAUAAAGAUGCAUCUAUACAUGUGUACAUGCCUUUUGACAGUAAGCUAACAUGAUUAACAUGAUUAAGCGCAUUUUUUCUCUGACAGGAUUAUGUUAAUGAUGACCUGGAUGACUUCCAAGGUGACGGGAUGGGAAGUGUUGCCGGAAAAUCUCCGGAGGAGUAUCGUGGGGAACCAAUUGUAAGAGCUACUUGUAGUUAGGCCUCUCUGCUAAAUACUAUUCAGCUCAUUGGUAUUGCAGGUUGGGUUUUACUUCAUGCAAAUGAUUCCCUUUUUUUCUGCUGGCUCAGCCUUACUGGGGCGCUGUAAUUGAAGUCUGUUUUGUAAAACAUUCGAAUGUUGGGUACGUUUGCGAGCGCAACAGCGUAUUAGAUGGUGUCUUUUGUCAAGAAAUCCCAAAUGAAUCAGAUAUUAUUUAGGGAAAGAGGGGAUAAGUUUUCAAUAAAAAAAUUACACGGGAAAUACUGUAUUUUAAACUAAAGUUAACAUCGCUGUCAGUUAUACAAGUACGCUGAACGUGUAUGGUAUGCUGAGGGGAAUAAGGUCAUUUGAAGAAGCUUACAUCAAGAAAUACUCAAAUCUGCAUGGAUAUUAAAGAUUAGUGUAUAGUAAAACAGUGGAUAGCGUCGAAGGCGCGCUCUGAUUGGCUACUCCAACUCCGAAUAUCCUUUGCCAGCAUAGAUAUACUAAAACAGUGGAUAGCGUCGAGAGCGCGCUCUGAUUGGCUACUCGAACUCCGAAUAUCCUUCGCUAUUCACCCCCGAGCAACUCACUUGGGAUUUGCGUCCGAAAAUGUUGUAAUCGUUUCAGGAAUAAGCGCGUUAAAAUCAUCUUUUUGAGCUGCUAUAUCACUGUUUAAGUAUAUACUUAAACAACUGUUCACCCCAGUGUCGGUGGCUAGCCGUGGUUAUUUACCUCGCUGCUUCGCGGCUCGGUUUAUAUCCACCCCGAGCCACCUCCACUCCGGUGAAUAGUUGUGAAUUACUAUGAUAUUCUCCGAAACGGUCUUGUUCUGACUGUAAUCAGAGUUAAUCAUAAUGCUAAUUGAGCCGUAGAAAAUGAUAUAAGCAUGUUACGCUAUAAAUUCGUUUAAAACGUGGGUCUAAUUUGGCCAUCACCCCAUCCUGUGUCAAUUGUUGUGCUCAGUCUUUUCUUGAACGCAAGUAAUUGAAUUUCAGAGUUUAUAUUUCGUCAGCAUAUUUUUAAAUUAAACUAAACGGGUUGCACAUGACGAACUAAAUGAAGUACGCUUUUUCAAGAUCCUGCCUCCUUUACAGGUCUGUUAAUUUGGAACAGGCGAACAACUCUAAUAAAGAAUUUCACAAAAGGAAUAACUCUAACUUGUUGGGUUACAUUUAUUUGCAGACCGAUGCCAUUCCUUCACCAGAUGUCGAGCUGAAUAUCCUUCACCAUCGCCUAAAGGAUAGUGCGAGCCUGGCCGAAAGACGAGAAAUCGCUCGUGAAAUCGAAGAGUUGCUUGAGGUAGAAUAUGACUGUUGUUGUUAUUGUUUUGUCUUUUUUUUUUAACAUAAUUUUCUUACAUGUUUCUUUUGACUUGACUUGCCUUAUGAACUCCAAAGUCAUUUUAGAGUGUUUUUUCGGAGAUUACGUCAGGGUUUUCACGGGUUAUCAGCAUGUAAGAUAGAAGUAGACCUAUUUUCCUGGAAUUUUGGAAUGACCCUUGACAACAGCCUCACCGUCUACUUUACUCUGCUGUAAGGAAAAAUUCUUCCUACGUAGAGGCCCAUAAUCGGGUCGCACUCAAAGAUUUUGAUGGAAAGAGGAAGUUUGAUGUUUCAGUGUGUAAGAGCGUUUAGUUUAGUGUGCAGCAGAAAAGCAGUGCUACCCCCAAACGCAAAGAUUAUCGUGUUGCUUAUCCAAAUAGACCAGGCUCCACACACUAACAAUGGUUUAACUCAUGACCACAUGACGUCACUUUAUCUCUCGACCCAGUUCUCUGGCUGAAAUUAGAAUGAAACGUAGGCUUGCAGCAAUAGACAGUUAAUACGAAAUAUCGCGAUUUAAAUGAUCGGACUUGGGUUAGGUGUGCCAAAUUUAAAAUAAAAAUCAAGGAAGCACUAAAAAGUGUAUUUGUCAUAGUUAAAGCACUUUCAGUAAACUGUAAACUUUGAGUUGUUCGUUUCGUUUGUUCAAAAAACAGCGGAAGGAAGGUGUCAGAAAAACAAUGGAGUCGAUUGUGGAACAGUGUACCUCCUCUGAGGAGCAGAAGACUCGGGUCCUGAAGACUCGUGCUGAUCCAAAAGACUUUGACUGUUAUAAGCAGGCUGUCAAAACUUUCUCAAAGACUUGUUACAAUCUGGGACAGGUAAUGACGACCCCCCCCCCCCCCUCCUGUUUAGAGGUGUUCUAAUAAUAUAAUUCCGAAAACUCUACUUUAAGACACAUGGCUAUCACUGUAACAGCCAGUGCUAAAUAAAAUCUCACCCCUAAUGGCUACCAGCUUUGAAAAAAAAAACAAAUAAGCUGGAACUUACAACUCAAAAGCGAUGAAGACAACUACUUCCUCUCUUGAAGAUUUCUCAAAAGUAUGUCGUAAAUCUGAAAUCAAAGGGGAAAGUUAAUUGUGUAACAAGUAUCGUUGCGGUUUCCGACAUUUUUUUGAUCGGUAAUCUUAAAGAUUCCUUUGAUUUUUACGCAAUAUCGCAACGGUUAAUUUGAGGAUUUAGAAACCCAAUUGCUCUUCAAAUUUCUCCCAAGCACAACAAGCACCCACUUGGAAGGGAUGUAGGGCUAUGAUCGACAAAGUAUCAUUCAAAUACUGUAUCCACCAAGGAAAACAUUGCUAGUUGAAAUUUAGAAGAAUAAAAAAAGAAUGCUGUCCCUGCCUUCUUAGCCUCUUUUCAUACUCAUGGUGCUGUUUUUAAACUUCUCAGAAUGACCACGCCCUGCGUCACGUGUAUGCCCUCUCUAACUUGUGCGAAGAAAACAUUCCAACUGAAAUGUGAGUAUGGUCUUAUACAUUUGCUUUCAAUUUCUUUGUAGUAACGCUAUCUUAAUUUGCAAUUUAUUUUUAGUUUCCAACAAAGUACAAAGCAGGGUAGGAAACUGUAGAAUCUUUAAAAAAAACCUUCAUACCUAUCGACACAAAAUUUUCCCGCAGGGGGCUGGAUGGGUGUUUCCAUACAGGUAUUUUAUUGGACGUUUGAGUGGAGGAUUUCUCGUUAUCAUAGCCAAAAAGGGUAGCAGUAAGAUACCUCAGGGUCCCUCCCCUCCCCUGUUAUUGACGGUCGUAGUAGAUUUUGUUACUUUGUUGACUUGUUGCAAUAAAUCCCUUUUCGUCAUCCUCAUUCAUUGCGUGACAGUUGCUACUGUAACGACUCCAACCAAAACAAAAAGGAAGCGAAGAAGAACAAACAAGAAUUGUUUUCUGGAGUUUCAGCGCCUCACCAAUGGGACCAAUCCUUGGGAAAAAUUUAAACGAAAAGAAACGAAAUGAGGGUUGCUUCUCUUUUCCUUUCUUUUUUUUUUUCUUUUUUUCUCAAAAUAGACACAUUAUGCUAGUGAAUUACUCUUGUUAACUUUCGCCGUGAUUUCAUUCCCCAACAGGAUUGUAUCUGCAAUCAUGAAAGAGUGUGCUGGAAUCAAUUAGAAAAGGAACAUCCUCUUUCUUCGGAUUUUUAGUGUUUGCAAGGCCUGAGGCUUUUAGCUAUUUUCACAUAUGUUGAUCUUUUCUCUUUUAAAUGAUUAGAUAGAGUUUUUACUUUGUAUACUUUGUAUCCUAAUUUUUUGUACUUGAUGGUUUUGAUUCUAUUUUACUACGUUCUUUGAUCUGUUGACCGCUGGAAGGUGAUCAGACUGUUAAUGAUUUAUCUCUGGUUGAGCUAACAUUUGAAUGAAGAACUUAGUCAGAACUGGGAUACAAAAGUUUGAAACAUUUUUUAAAUUGUACAAUUGUAUCUCACGCAGGCUAACAAUUGAGCUUAAACUCAGGGAUAAAUAGAACAACUCUGUAUCAUGUUUUGAUGGAUCUUAAAAGUGACAUAAGCGACAUAACAUUGUAAUUCCGCCUUCUCGGCAGUAAAGAUAAAAUGUAAAAAACCGAUAGGUUAGUGUUUGCUUCCAAAGUACCACUGCCUUGCGUUAAUCAAUAAUACACGAAUUAUUAAUUUUUUUUUUUCGGUUCAUCAGUUCUUUUUAGGA